AUGCCAAGCCUAGCUGGUCUGAAUCUCCUACGCUCCGAUGUUAGCGGUAGUCGAGCAUUUGCCCGCAAAGGACCCAUCGGCGGAAAAGGCGGGAAGGGAAUAGGCCUCGGAAGAGGCAAGACAGCUGCCCGUCACCGCAAGGUUCUGCGUGACAACAUCCAAGGGAUCACCAAAGGUGCGAUCCGGCGCAUGGCACGUCGAGGCGGCGUCAAGCGUAUCUCUGCGGCCAUCUACGAUGAGGUUCGCACCACGCUGAGGGUAUUCCUAGAAGGCGUGCUCAGGGACACGGUUGGAGUGGUAGAGCACUGCCAGCGGAAGACCGUUACUGUUCAGGACGUGGUCUUCGCUCUCAACCGUCAAGGCAGGACGCUUUACGGUUUCGGUGACGCCGUGCGGUAG
Molecule: messenger RNA, 399 nt
Organism: Baudoinia panamericana UAMH 10762
Lineage: Eukaryota; Fungi; Ascomycota; Dothideomycetes; Mycosphaerellales; Teratosphaeriaceae
Exons: 4
Coding region: 1-399 (132 amino acids)
Biological process (GO): nucleosome assembly
Molecular function (GO): DNA binding; protein heterodimerization activity; structural constituent of chromatin
Source: RefSeq, a predicted model, not a curated record